Tuber melanosporum (Perigord truffle) is the source of this 722-nucleotide messenger RNA. Its product is annotated as mitochondrial 54S ribosomal protein YmL16. Gene Ontology annotation, cellular component: ribosome; mitochondrial large ribosomal subunit. The record is from RefSeq and is a predicted model, not a curated record. The transcript is spliced from 3 exons. Gene Ontology annotation, biological process: translation. NCBI's taxonomy places the organism in Eukaryota, Fungi, Ascomycota, Pezizomycetes, Pezizales, Tuberaceae. Gene Ontology annotation, molecular function: structural constituent of ribosome; rRNA binding. The coding region runs from base 48 to 722 and encodes 224 amino acids.
CACAAAAUGAUGGUAGAAGGACCUCUCAAUUAACCACUCGCCCAACAAUGCGCCUCAUCUUGAACCGAUGUCUCCGACAUGUGCCAAAGGGAUACAUCUGCAAAUUUUCCAGCACAUCCACAGCAUUCAGCAAGAUUGGGAAAUCUCCCGUUAUAAUCCCGGACACGGUAAGACUCAACAAGAUAAUACUACCGAAAAGCAAGAAUCCUCGUGAAACACCAAUAAGCAGGCUCCAGGUAAAAGGCCCCCGAGGUAAACUAUACCUCCAUCUCCCGCCCUUCAUAAAGGUCACGCAAACGCCCAUCCCAUCGUCCACAUCCCGGCGCGCAACCAUCACGGUGGAGGACGCGAAAAACCGCCAGCAGCGUGAAAUGUGGGGCACUUCGCGGUCAAACUUGCAGAAACUAGUGCUCGGCGUGACGGAGGGUCACUCCGCCAUAUUGCGCCUGGUGGGGGUUGGGUACAGGGCCAUGAUCGAGAACGAGGGAAAACUGCUGCAGAUGCGAUUGGGGUAUAGUCACACUAUCAAGAUGCCCGUUCCCGAGGGUGUCGAGUGUAGUGUGCCUACACCUACUAGGAUUCUACUAGAGGGGGUAGAUAAGACUAAGGUUAACCAGUUCGCCUCGAGGAUUAGGGAGUGGAGGAUUCCUGAGCCCUAUAAGGGGAAGGGCAUCUUCAUUAAUGAGGAGACGAUAAAUAUUAAGGUCAAAAAGGUGAAGUAG